AUGCUGAAGGCGUUCUACAAGGACAACCGCAUGGUCCCUCUGGGGCUCAUGCUGUUGACCAUCAUUAUUUUCAUCUACCAUUUCGAACUGGAUCGACAGGGUCCAACACUCCCUCUUGUUCCUGACUCCCUAGUCGCGGAGCCGCAAAAGGAUGCGGGUUCAACUACACGCACCACCACCACUAUCAAAGAACCCGAGAAGGACGCCGUGAAAAAGCCGGUGCAUUCUGCAGUGCCCUCGAAAACUCCAUCUGCGCCCUCAAAACACCAUAUCGGCCAUGCUCAGCAGCAGCAAACGCCUUCCAUCACCGGCGACGAUAUCGUCUUGGUGUUCAAAUCCGGCGCCUCGGCCUUUUGGAAACGCGUGCCCAUUCAUCUGGCCACCACGCUCUCCCCCGCUCGCAUCAGUCCCGACAACGUCCUGCUGUACUCGGAUCAAGCGGAAACCGUCGGUCCGUGGGAGUUUAUCGACGUGCUGGCCAAUUCGUCCGAGAAAGUCCGCCAGUCCCAGGAUUUCGUUCCGUAUCUCCAGCAACAGGACUUUGACGACCGUCAGAACUACGCCGAGUUGUCAAACGUGCCAGGCGAUUCGCCUGGGCUGUCAGGCGGAUGGAAGCUAGACCGGCUCAAAUGGCUCCCCAUGAUCAAGCACGCGGGAGAAGCCAAACCCAACGCGAAGUGGUACAUUUUCAACGAGGACGACUCUUUCGUCUUCCUCCGCAAUCUCGAGCGCCAUCUGGAGAAGUUCAACCACGAGGAGCCCUGGUAUCUGGGCAGUCUGGCCUGGAAUAACGGCAUCUACUUUGCGCACGGUGGCUCUGGGUUCGCGCUGUCUCGCGGCGCGUGGAUGAAGAGCUUUGGACAGGAUCCCAACAUUCUCGAGAAGUUCGAGUCUUACACGGUGCAGCAUAGCUUCGGAGACCAUAUUCUGGGACAUGUUCUCCAUGAAUAUGGCGUCGAGUUUGGUGAGACGCACGGCGACAGCCGAUUCACAUACGGAUUCAACCCCGAGGCACACUGGUCUACCUGGUACGAGCCGGCCAACUGGUGCAAGCCGGUCUACAGCUGGCAUCACACGCACGGCAGGGAUGUGGCCAGGUUCUACAAUCUCGAGCAGUCUUGGGAUUUUGAAAAGCGCGGUCCGAUCCGGUACCGUGACAUCUUCAAUGAAUUCGUGGCGCCGUAUCUUCGCGACCGAGUCGAAUGGUGGGAUAACUGGUCCUCCAAACAUGACAUCCGUUCGAACACGGCAGAGAAGGCCGAGGUUCCAGACACGGUCAAAUCCGCCGACACGUGGCGCAGCGCCUGGAAGUCCAUUGAUGCCUGUGAAGCUGCCUGCAAAUCCUGGGCGCAGUGUGUGCAGUGGAGUUACUACGAAGAUCGGUGCAAGAUGGACAGCAUGGCGCUGCUAGGCAGUGGGAUCCCGCCGGGCGAUUCCCGACGAGAGACAUCUCUGCCUUGGACCAGUGGCUGGCUGAAACGGCGAGUGGAAAACUGGGAGUGCCAGGAAUAG
Aspergillus terreus NIH2624 is the source of this 1512-nucleotide messenger RNA. RefSeq lists its product as uncharacterized. The record is from RefSeq and is a predicted model, not a curated record. NCBI's taxonomy places the organism in Eukaryota, Fungi, Ascomycota, Eurotiomycetes, Eurotiales, Aspergillaceae. Bases 1 to 1512 code for a protein of 503 amino acids. Gene Ontology annotation, molecular function: glycosyltransferase activity. The transcript has 2 exons. Gene Ontology annotation, cellular component: membrane.